This is a messenger RNA of Penicillium salamii, 2670 nucleotides long. The record is from the annotation of a GenBank genome assembly. NCBI's taxonomy places the organism in Eukaryota, Fungi, Ascomycota, Eurotiomycetes, Eurotiales, Aspergillaceae.
AUGGCGCUGGAAGUUCAGCCGCCCGACGGUCGCAGACGUGUCAAGGUCUAUGAACUGAGGGAUAAUGAUUGGUUUGACCGAGGAACCGGUUUCUGUACCGGUCAGAUAUUGGGAGAGGAACCCCGUAUAUUCGUCGAAUCGGAAGACCAACCCAAUCGCGUAUUACUUGAAACAAAGAUCACCAAGGACGAUGGGUACCAAAAACAGCAAGAGACGUUGAUCGUUUGGACCGAAUCGAAUGGGACGGACAUGGCGCUCAGUUUUCAGGAGGCGGAGGGUUGUGCGGUCAUAUGGGACUUCGUGAAUGCCGUCCAAACACAUCUCCUGAGUCUGACUUCGGCUGGUAAGCUUGUCGCGCGCCCGGGGACUGGCAGCACUAACUAUCUUCAAGAUGAUGCCUUGUCCGAUGAUAUUGAUAGCUAUCAGUCGAUCGUAUUACCGUCCCCCGACCUCGGCCAUCUCACAGAAAUCGAGCAGAUCACACGAGCCGCGAGCAUGACGCAAGCCGGCCGAGACGCGCUGUCGAAAUUCAUCAUCCGCGACGAAUACAUUGCCAAAUUGGUACCGAUCGUGUCUGUCGCAGAAGAUCUGGAGAGCUUGGUUGACCUGCAUCGCCUCUGCAACAUCAUGAAGUCGCUCAUCUUGUUGAACGACAACACCAUAAUCGAGACUGUUGUCUCGGAUCAUGUCAUAUUGGGAGUGGUCGGGGCUCUGGAAUGUAUGCUUGAUGCUAAUAUCCCUCAGAAGGCUUAUAUGUUAACACUGGACCUAGAUGACCCCGAGUUCCCCACGCACAAGGCAAAUCACCGACAAUACCUCGCAGAUAAAUCACGAUACAAAGAAGUCGUUCCAAUCAAGGACCCGCUCAUCCGCCGCAAGAUCCGGAGCACCUGGAGGCUGCAAUACUUGAAGGAUGUGGUGCUGGCUCGAAUUUUAGACGAUCCGACAUUUUCGGUGCUCAACUCCUUGAUCUUCUUCAACCAAAUGGAGAUCGUGAACCAUAUUCAAGGGAACGCACCGUUCCUGCGAGAGCUAUUUAGUGUUUUCGACCCUAGGAAUCUCGACCAGAGACGCAAGGAUGAUGCCGUGCAGUUCCUUCACCAGUGUGCUGGCAUCGCGAAGAACUUGCAGGCACCCUCACGGGCUCAAUUGUUCGCCAACUUUAUCGGCCAUGGUCUAUUUCAAGUGAUUGCUUUCGCCGUCAAGCACCUGAACCCGUCGAUGCGGACGACAGGCAUUGAUAUAUUGGUGGCUUUAUUAGACCACGAUCCCAUCAUGAUGCGAGGUUACAUGCUCAAGGCCGUCAAUGAGAAAAAGACCCCCCUUACAGACACCUUGAUUGACCUACUGCACGUGGAGACCGACCUCGGCGUUAAAACCCAGCUCGCCGAUGCCAUUAAGAUUCUUCUCGAUCCUCAGAUUCCUCUGCAGGAUCCGCUUGGUCGGGCUGGACCCGAUUACUUCAAAGUUCGCACCAACAACCUUCUUUCCGAUGCAUUUGUCCAGCAACAUUUCGACGAGUCCUCAAAACGGCUAUUCCAACCCCUCAAACAGCUUGCGAACCGCGCAGCCCUUAAUGACCUGACAUUCCAAGAGGUCACCCUCUACUCCCACCUUGUUGAUAUCCUCACCUUUUUUGUCCGCCAGCACCUCUUCCGCACCCGCACUUCCAUCCAGAGUGAAUCUCUUGCGCCUCGUGUCGCCCAACUUUUGCAAGCUCCUCAGAAACACCUGAAACUCGUCGCUCUCAAAUUUUUCCGCACUUUGAUGAGCCUCCAAGAUACCUUCUACCAAGCGCUUAUGACACACAACAACACAUUCGGGUUGAUCAUAGACAUUGUCUAUGAAACGAUGCCUCGCGACAAUCUAUUGAACUCGGCCUGUCUGGAACUUUUCGAUUUCAUCAGGCGGGAAAACAUUAAACCUUUCAUCCUUCACGUCGUUGAGAAAUAUCGUGAGAAACUCGAGAAAAUCACCUACGUUGAUACCUUCCAGAUCUUGACCAUGCGAUAUGACCAGCUGCAGGGUUACGGGGCUGAGGCUGAGGCUGACUCUGCAUUGUUCGGCCAAGAAGAAGGCACUGCACCGCGCAGGAUUCCCAUCAAUGGUCAGCGCUGGCAGGGCGCGGGAGAAAUGGACACCACUGAAGAGGAGUACUUUAAUACCUCCGAUGACGAGGAUGAAUGGUCCCAAGACCGCGUCGCUAUUGCGGUUGAAACCCCCAACGGAUCCAGUCCCGCCACGAAAUCGUUGGUUGAUUACCCGGAUGACGACGAUGAUGAGGAUCUCAUGGACACCAACCCCGAAGGCGCACAACCAGAACCGACAGCCGAUUCAGAUGUUUCUUCGCCCGCCCAGACACCUCCAUUCGAACGACUUGCUGAAAAGCGCCGCCGCGAAGAAGAAGACGAAGAUGAGUUGGUUAAGCUUGCAGCAGGCCCCAAGAGACGAAGUUCAACGAGCAGUCAUUCCGGCGCCGGCAGCGUCUUGCGGAAAAGGAGUCUAUCUGGCUCCUCAACAGACAAGAACACGGCUAUUGGAGUUGCGAGCGCAGCACCUAAGAGGAUCGCCAUCAACAUCGGCGCUACGACCAGGUCAAAACCAGACUCUGCAGUCGUGGAAAGUAGCGAGAAGGAGAACCGCGAUGAAAAGGGCGACAAUGAAGGAUAA